AUUUCAAUCUGUUAUACGUCCAAAUGGCACGCGAACGGCACUGAAGAAGAUCAAAUAAUCUCGAUCUGCAACACCUUUUUCGUAUUCCCACAGUCAUCCCGAUGGAUAUGAGAAUUCAUUAGAACAUCUUCGCGUACUCACAUUUCCUUGCUAAAACGUUUUUUUUUUCUUCUGUUCUUUGUUUGUACUCCAAGUGGUUACGCUUUCCUCCGUUUCCAGUUUUCCGGACGAUCGAUCACUCGUCAGGCCCAUCCAUCAUCCAAACGAGGCGUAGCGUUACGGCUUGUGUGAUCUUGUCGAAACUAAAGACGCGCCACCAUACAAAGCACACUGUACAUGGUAGUACCAGGGGAGGAUCAACACGCGACCGAGCCCCGCACUCGGUGGCCAACGAUGCUAAUUUUCAAGUUCAUGGGUAUGUGACGGCUAGCGACCACUGUUGGUUUGGACCUCGGCCUCGUCCGCACAGUUUAGUCUUAAUCGAGACAUCAGGUGGAACGGCAGAGAUUUGUGAUCGGCCGAAGACCUUUGGAGACGCUGGCGUGCGCGCGUGAAUAGAAUGCUGCCUAUCUCAAAAGUGUCGGUAACGAGCGAAAAAGAUUAAUCACAACAAUCGAUAUUCCAAUUCUGUCCCAGCGGAAACGGUGAUUCAUCGGACGGAGCGUGCACGCGAUGACGAUUUCGGUGAAAUUUUGGGCAUUGACUUUAGUGUUCGCAACCGUUCACAUUGGCACAGGAGAUGCAUUUUUCUUCUUUCUCAAACCGUUAGCCGACUUGGGCCGAUACUACGACGAGAAAUACAACUUUGUGCAACCUACUUAUAGCAAUCCACCAGCUAGAGAGAUUCCAGAGUAUGACUUUAUUAUUGUUGGCGCUGGUCCCGCUGGAUGUGUUCUGGCAAAUCGGUUGUCCGAGAACGCGAGGUGGAAGGUGCUACUGCUCGAAGCCGGACCGGCCGAGAACGAUCUGAACAAUAUUCCUGUGCUGACUACUUUCGUGCAAAAUUCUCACUACAACUGGGCCGAUGUUGCCGAAGCUCAGAAUGGUUCAUGCUGGGGCAUGAUCGAUCAACGAUGCAGUAUCCCACACGGGAAAGGCCUCGGCGGGUCCACGCUUAUAAACUACAUGAUGUAUACCAGAGGAAACCCGGCAGACUUCGACCGUUGGGCUGCGAUGGGUAAUCCAGGUUGGUCGUACGAUGAGGUGUUUCCAUAUUUUCUUAAAACCGAACGAGCUACUUUGCGGGGACUGGAAAACUCUAAAUAUCACAAUUACGACGGUAUGAUCAGCGUGGAGUUUCCUCCGUUCCGGACGAAUCUGGCGCAAACGUUCGUCAAAGGUGCCCGAGAAGUCGGCCACAAAAAGAUCGAUUACAAUGGAAAAUCUCAGCUGGGUGUGUCGUAUGUGCAGACAAACACCAUCAACGGCAUGAGACAAUCGGCGUACCGAGCCUUGAUCGAGCCUAUUCUGGCGACCAGACCGAAUCUGCAUGUGAAAGCAAACAGCAGGGUGACAAAGAUUCUUAUAGAUCCCAACAGUAAAAUGGCCUACGGUGUGACGUAUUCGAAAAAUUUUCGAAACUACGACGUACAUGUCACGAAAGAGGUUAUCGUUGCGGCCGGAAGUAUCAACACACCACAGCUAUUGAUGUUAUCGGGAGUGGGGCCUGCAGAACACCUGAAAAAUAUUAAAGUUCCAGUGGUUCAAGAUCUUCCGGUUGGACAGAAUCUAAUUGAUUCUGUAGUAUUUAACGGAUUAACAUUCGUAUUGAAUGAAACGGGACAUUCCCUAUUAUUUGACAGCCGGUUUCAACUUCACUCGAUAGCUGAUUAUUUCCACGGACAAGGACCACUAACGGUUCCGGGAGGAGUGGAAGCAAUUGAUUUCCUGCAGACCAGUCGGGCGCAGCAACCGGGAGUACCCGAUAUAGCCAUAGUGUUUUCAACCGGAUCCUUGGUUACUGAUGGUGGACUCGGCCUGCGAAAUGGAAAACGGAUAAAGCAAAGCCUGUACAAUAAAGUGUAUGCCCCGUUGGAAACACUGAAAAACGACCAGUGGACUGCGAGUGUUGUGUUGCUACAUCCAAAGUCUAGGGGAUUCAUCAAUUUGCGUAAUGCGAAUCCUUACAACAGCCCGAAAAUUUACACUAAUUAUCUAUCCGAAGAAGAUGACGUCGAAACUUUACUGGAAGGGAUCAAAGAAGCUGUUCGCAUCUCGAAAACGCCAGCAAUGAAACGUUAUGACGCAAGAGUUCUCGGGAUUCCUGUGCCCAAUUGUGCACAGUUCGAGCUCACCGACGACUCCUACUGGCGUUGUGCCAUCAGAACGUUGUCUAGUACCGCAUAUCAGCAGCUGGGAACAAGUAAAAUGGGACCACCGGGGGAUCCGAGUGCUGUGGUGUCGCCGGAGCUGCAAGUGCAUGGCAUUUCGAAUCUCCGGGUAGCUGACGUUGGAGUGGUUCCGACAACAAUUUCCGGUCAGUCGGCCGCACUCGGAUACAUGAUUGGUGAGAAAGCAGCCGACUUGAUCAAGCAAACCUGGACACGAUAAGGCACCAAUGGUACUUCAUCGGUUAUCAGUGUUCGGUUAGACUGAAAUGAACAAUUGUGUAGUUUAAGUAAAUAUUAAAUAUCCUAGCUUUUUACGCUAGUAUACCUUGCAUGUUCUACGUGACAAAUUCUACAAAUAAGUGAUUUACAUCUAUAAUAAUGCUCUAUUUGAACUGCAGCAUAUUUAUCAUCUGAAUAAAAAACUGGUAAGAAGCAGUUAUAAUUUAUUCAAAUCUAGAAGGGUUUUCAUCCGUAUAAACCGAAAUCCUACUUCAUCCUGUGGUGUGAUUGCAAGUAGGAGUCUCUGUCGGACAGACACGCUGACGCACACCACUCUAAUGUUGCAGUAUUUUCCUUCGCUUCGUGUCUCUACGAAAGCAAAACGCUUUCAAUGUUUUUCUUCCCUGCAGGCUGAAUUAAUUUAGUCUAGAUUACUCCCUCCUGCUGAACCCGUUUUUUGAUGAUUUCCUUCAGUUUUCAGCACCACGUAUCAUAUGGUCCAGUCCAGUACCGCAGUUUAAAGGGCUGUUUAACCACUCGAGUACAACAGUGAUUUGUGUACCGUCGGGCGAAGUUCAUUAAACUGAUGCGGGGUUCUUCUUUCGAGGGUCGCCCUUUGACGGUGCUUCAAGCAUCAAACGAGACACAAGUGAAUGUGUCCAGUCUAAUAACUGGAUCGAAAUCGAAUACCUCGAAUACU
Malaya genurostris is the source of this 3249-nucleotide messenger RNA. RefSeq names its product glucose dehydrogenase [FAD, quinone]-like. Lineage: Eukaryota; Metazoa; Arthropoda; Insecta; Diptera; Culicidae. The coding region runs from base 673 to 2550 and encodes 625 amino acids. Gene Ontology annotation, molecular function: flavin adenine dinucleotide binding; oxidoreductase activity, acting on CH-OH group of donors. The transcript is spliced from 3 exons. The record is from RefSeq and is a predicted model, not a curated record.